UUUACACUUACCCCAUGGGUAUUGCUGGUCCCCAGUAUCCAUAACCCUUAAUUGAACCUCUUGAAGCGGGGAAGAGAUAUGGAAAGGAUUAACGAGAAUAUUCUCAUCAACUAACAACAGGCAUUGAGGUUUGAUGUAUCUACCAUUUAAAAGUCUGGAGAAGAAGAUUUUCGACAAGAACACCGCCUUGUCUCAUCAGACGAGGCAGGGUUGGAAUCCUACAACUUCGCCUCGACAAGAUAUAAAUGAAGUGAUGCAGCGUUCGUAACGUGGACCAUGUAGCACGUGAUGCGCUCUUGGAACACCAGCCAAUUGCCGUGGUAUAUUUUCCCUGGCAGAGGUAGGAUCGCGCUUCAGACGAUAGGUUCACUCCACUUAUGCUCAAAUUAGCAUCUUCCCAAUGACUUGGAAAGGUCCCAAGUAUCUUAACUUCCUUUUGAACAUUUCCGGGCCAUUAAGGCUUCAUGUAGAUCUAACAACCUUAUUUCUUCUAACAGUAACACGAGUGUUCUCGGGAUAAUUUGGCAAAUGCUAACACAUUGAAAGAUAUCUUUACUUCAACCCAGAGACAUGGCUCAGAUAUGGACAUUUGAGACUCCAGUCAACGUUACUGCGAUAUCACUAGUCAAUAUAACGUGGAAUCCGCGCACACUUGAUUCCGUCAAAUAUGGAAACUUUCUUCUGAAUUUAUGGCUUUUGCGCGGCGAUUACCAGGGCGAUACCGAAGUUCGAGAGCAUGAAGCUUUCCUUCUUGCUGGUAAGUAUUCUCACUUCACCCCAAGUUACAUUUGUUGGUUUACUAAAAUCGUGCAAGGUGAUCAAGACGUCUUCAACGCCUCCGUUUUAUGGACACCAACAAUCGACGACAUCGAUUUCAAUGUCUCCGAAGCUGGAACUCAUCAAUUGUCUUGGGAACAGAGUAAAAACAAUCCAAGCCACAGUCCAUUUAACACUUCUUUUGAGGGUUGGUCAAGGGGAUUCCACGUGAAAGCACUUCCUUCUGCAAGCUCUUCAUCAGUGUUGUCUCCUACAUCCACAUCAACAUUCUCCACACCGUCGUCGACCUUACUGGCUCCGACUCCCCCAGUUACCUCAUCAAUUUCCCAGGAUCCCGCCAGUGACCUGCCCUCUCAAUCCAGAACCAACACGCCCAUAAUAAUCGGCCUCGUAAUCGGACUCAGUCUCCUCCUCCUAAUAUUCCUCACCACCUCACUCUGGGGCGUACGAAAAUAUCGUCUGGCGAAAAAACAAAACCGUCAUUUCAAAGGACUAUCAACACCGUCCGGUUAUCCAUUAGUACCAAAUUCAGAAAUGUCUUACAACUCUUUACCAAGUUCGCUACCAGAGUCCACACCAAUUUCACACUCAGCCCCAAUAUCAAGAAGUGAAAUGGAUUCGUACCCGCGAAGAAAUAUAAAGCCAGCAGAACUAGCUGCUCCUAGAAUAGUAGCAGAGCUAUAAUAUAUAAAGAGGGCUAGAACAUGCAAAUUCGAAACUUAUACCAGGUAUUGGUUAAGUAUAUACUAAAGAAUGGAGUUUCAAAGAGAAAAACGAGGUGCUUUGUUAGGAGGGAUGAAUAGCAUGGCUACUUCCUCUAGUUAUGGAUAUUUCUAGGUCAGGAGUUUUGGUUGAUAUUGAUAAAUAUAAACUGAACUAGUAUCAUAGCACAGCAUAUUCUCACUCAAAACACCCGCUACAUUU
Sclerotinia trifoliorum is the source of this 1701-nucleotide messenger RNA. Lineage: Eukaryota; Fungi; Ascomycota; Leotiomycetes; Helotiales; Sclerotiniaceae. The record is from the annotation of a GenBank genome assembly.